GCGCCUGGAGGGCGGGCACGGAGGGUGUUAAUCCUACCAAUUCAAGCAGAAACGGGAUCUCAUUGCUGCAAGAUUCUAGUUCUCAGCAACAGAAAACUGAAGUUAAUGCAAAUCCCAAAGAGAAAGCAAGAAAUGGCAAACUUUAAUGUAUCUAAAGAUAUAUUUUUUAUUUCUUAACUUUCUCUGUGAUGUUGUUAGCUUGUUCCUGUGUUCCUGAAGUGAAACGCCUGGGCAGCCUAACAGCAGGAUUUGAUGUGUGAGGCAAGUCUGUUAUGGAGAAGGAAGCUCUGCUCGAUUUGGGGCACCUCACUGAGGUAGAACAAACCAUGAUCUUAAAUGUGUUACUGAGGGAUGCUGAAUUACAACAACAGGAGGAGGGCCGGAUCAGCAAACUGCAGCAAGUGGAGUCGGACCCUGUGCGCCUGCGCUCUCUCACGGGGGCGUGGUUUAAUGAGGAACGCGCGAAACGACAUCACAGUCGAGGGGCUGACAUCAUCCACGCCUCCAUACGCCACAAAAGACGGAGCAAAGAUUUGCCUGUGAGUUCAGCAUUUGAGGAAAAGAAAGAAGAGAAUUCAGAGAGGCAGGAAGAGAGCACAGUGGAGAACACAGAAGAUCUAGAAGACACAGGAAUAGCAGAACAUGGAAUAGAAACAGGCGAAGAAAAAAGCGAAAGUCCCAACCUCAGUGUGGUUCCUCAACCACGACCAAGGACAAGACUUGCGGCACAGAAUACAGAAAACAGAGAAAGUGUUUCAGGAGUUAGAGGAAAUGCUGAUGACUCUGACAUUGCCGAGGACAUGGACAUGCUGCGUAACACACCACCACCACUGCAGGUCUAUGCUACAGACAUACACACACAGGUUGACUCAGAGGGUGAUAUUGACUCUGGCAGCACUGAGCUAUACUACUCCAAAUUUGGCUCAAUUAACAGCUUGCACUCCAAUCAUAUGGUGAGUGGAAGCCUUAUGAGCCUAUACAGUGUUGGGGAUUUUGGGGGCAUUACCAUAACUGGGCGGAUCCAGUUCUCUCUGCAGUAUGACACCAAGAGGGAGGAGCUUUGUGUUCGUGUGUGCCGAUGUCAGAACCUAGCUCCAGCACGCAACAGCCACUCUGACCCUUAUGUGAAAGUGUACCUGCUCCCAGACAACACAUCUCGCAGUAAAAGGAAGACUUCUGUGAAGAGGAAAACCUUAAACCCUAUCUAUGAUGAAACACUGAAAUAUAAAGUGCGUCAGUCAGACCUUCAGGCGCGUGUACUCAGUGUGUCAGUGUGGCAUAUGGAGCGUGUGCGUAGGAACCUUUUCCUGGGGGAGGUGGAGGUGGGGCUUGCCCAGUGGGACUGGGGGCGGAGUCAACCAAUCUGGUAUCCCCUCAUGCCAAGGGUACAAAUGAAUCCUGAUGCUAUCCUCAGCAGAGGAACCAUCUUACUAUCGCUGAAAUUCAUACCUCCUGGCUCUGAAGAAGGAGGAUAUCCUCUGACUGGUGAGUUACAUAUUUGGCUGAAGGAGAUUGUUGGACUCAUUCCUCCAAAGCGUGGCAGUCCCAGCACCUAUGUCAAAAGCGUGGUUUUGCCAGAUGAGAGUGGCAUUAGCGGUCAGCAGACGCGUGUGGUCCGUGGCUCGGUCAGUCCCCUGUUCAACCACACAAUGGUGUAUGAUGGCCUGCAGCUCAGUGACCUCACACAGGCCUGCACUGAGAUCACUGUGUGGAACUCAUCCGCAUGCUUGGGAGGAGUACGUCUGAGCAUGGGCUCAGGUGUGAGUUAUGGUCAGAUGGUUUGUUGGAUGGACUCCACUGAAGAGGAGAUCAGUGUGUGGAAUACAGUGAUCAAAAACUCCAACGCCUGGGUGGACACUGCUCUGCCAAUCAGAACCAACCUACGGCUGUGUUCAGAGUGACAUGCCUAUCUAAGGUGGCUUU
Messenger RNA from Electrophorus electricus (electric eel), 1923 nucleotides. It is a transcript of the gene sytl1, whose product is annotated as synaptotagmin-like 1. Gene Ontology annotation, cellular component: plasma membrane; exocytic vesicle. Gene Ontology annotation, molecular function: neurexin family protein binding; small GTPase binding. Gene Ontology annotation, biological process: exocytosis; intracellular protein transport. Lineage: Eukaryota; Metazoa; Chordata; Actinopteri; Gymnotiformes; Gymnotidae. The record is from RefSeq and is a predicted model, not a curated record.